This is a messenger RNA of Thlaspi arvense, 1418 nucleotides long. NCBI's taxonomy places the organism in Eukaryota, Viridiplantae, Streptophyta, Magnoliopsida, Brassicales, Brassicaceae. The record is from the annotation of a GenBank genome assembly.
AUGAAUCGGAGGCAGCAAGUUAAGCGUAGAGUAGGCAAAUAUGAAAUCAGAAGGGAAAUAGCUACUAUGAAGUUGAUAAAACAUCCAAAUGUUGUUCAAUUGUACGAGGUGAUGGCAAGCAAGACAAAGAUAUUUAUCAUCUUGGAGUAUGUUACAGGAGGAGAACUCUUUGAUAAGAUUGUAAAUGACGGGCGAAUGAAAGAAGAUGAAGCUCGGAGAUAUUUCCAACAGCUUGUACAUGCUGUGGACUACUGUCACAGUAGAGGUGUAUACCAUAGAGACCUCAAGCCUGAAAAUUUACUAUUGGAUGCUUAUGGAAACCUCAAGAUCUCAGAUUUUGGAUUAAGUGCUUUGUCCCAACAAGUCAGGGAUGAUGGACUACUUCAUACAUCGUGUGGGACUCCGAACUAUGUUGCUCCUGAGGUUCUCAAUGAUAGAGGCUAUGAUGGAGCAACAGCAGACAUGUGGUCAUGUGGUGUUAUACUCUAUGUCCUGCUUGCAGGUUACUUGCCUUUUGAUGAUUCUAAUCUAAUGAAUCUUUAUAAGAAAAUUUCAUCUGGUGAAUUCAACUGUCCUCCAUGGCUCUCACUUGGCGCCAUGAAACUGAUCACUCGUAUCUUAGAUCCGAACCCAAUGACCCGUGUAACACCACAGGAGGUCUUUGAAGAUGAUUGGUUGAAGAAAGAUUACAAGCCUCCAGUGUUUGAGGAGAAGGAUGAUUCAAACAUGGACGAUGUUGAAGCUGUUUUUAAAGACUCUGAGGAACAUCUUGUUACUGAGAAGAAAGAAGAGCAGCCAGCAGCAAUCAAUGCCUUUGAGAUUAUCUCAAUGUCAAGGGGGCUUAACCUGGAGAAUCUAUUUGAUCCAGAACAGGUAUUUAAGAGAGAAACGAGGAUAACACUGAGAGGAGGCGCGAAUGAGAUCAUUGAUAAGAUCGAAGAAGCCGCGAAGCCUCUAGGUUUUGAUGUUCAAAAGAAGAACUAUAAGAUGAGGCUUGAGAAUGUGAAGGCUGGGAGAAAAGGGAAUCUCAAUGUGGCAACAGAGAUAUUCCAAGUAGCACCAAGUCUACAUAUGGUUCAAGUUUCUAAAUCUAAAGGAGACACCCUCGAAUUCCAUAAGUUUUACAAGAAGCUAUCUAAUUCUCUGGAGAAUGUAGUGUGGACAAACAACGAAGCUAAGAAAGAAACAGGAAAGUGAUGUAUGAAUGUGUUUGAUCUUUUGGGACCAGCUUGGUUUCUUUGUUUAUGAGUUUUUCUGCUUUUCCGGCUACUUUGUAAGGAUGAUGGGAGAAGAGUGGGAUUGAUUUCUGUAAGAAAGGUGUAAAUAUGAACUGUGAUACCACUUAAAAAGUCAUAUCGAAGCUUUUUUUGGAUACUCAUCCGGAUCUCGGGUAAUACCAGACCUGAACGAAAAAUCGA